AUGCGCAGUCUCCUUCUCUGGGGCCUCAUGGCCGGCGUGGUGCCUGGGUUGGCGCAAACCACAGUGACGGUUUACGCAUCCUCGACGAACAAGAACAAUCCGUCCGCCACGGGUGACUCAAAGUCCUCUGCCUCCACAACAGCGCCAAGUGUGAUCAUGGUGACGGUGGCUAUCGAGCCUCUCACGACGACUUUCGUUCCACCGCCGACUUGUACCGAAAGUCGACUGAGCAUGUUGGCCUCCCCACGAUAUCAGAUCUGGAACAACGAACCAGCGCCCUUAUCCAAUACCAAAGUGACCGACUGCUACCCGUCUCAGUUUAUCAAGCGAUAUACCAGCGCAUUCAACCAGUCCAGCUCCAUCGCGCCGUUGAUGAGCCCGUUGGUAUGUCCUCAGGGUUGGAUUACGGCCAGGCAAUGGGACAACGCCUACAUCGUCUGCUGUGCAAGUGGUUACCUGCUGCACCCUCCCGAGACGACAGUCGACGCGGAUCGGCCAGGCUAUGGAGGAACUUGCUACAGCCCUUUCCUAGUAGGACAGACAGCGACAGUUACUGGUUACAAUUCAACGAUGAUCACUGCGACAUUCCCUUGGGUCGCUUCGUCCUCGGCUGACCAAGCUUAUGCCCACCCAAUUGAUGGUUUUGCGAUGGAUUUAUUAGCCUCCUUGACAUCUUCCUCAGAAUCAGCAACUUCGACAUCGUCGUCGUCGUUAGCAAUAGCCACCGCCACAAACGAUAGCAGCGCAGAUUCAUCAACAUCAACAUCAAACUCGAUUUCCGGCGGUGCGAUUGCCGGUAUCGUCAUCGGCUGCCUCGCAGGCCUGGCCCUCAUUAUCCUCGCCGUCUUCCUCCUCAUCCGCCGUCGCCGUGGGGGACAAUACCCGCCCAACACACAGAUCGGAGAGCUGGGAGGUGAGCCCGUCAUGGUCUACGAACACAAGCCACCCCCGCCCGCAAAGGACUCGCCCGUACCCGUCAAGAGCCCCUCCGGCUUUGCCUACGCGGCGCCCAAGUCGAACCCGUCAGCCUCGCCCGUACAGUCGCACUCGAACGCGGAGCUCGAUGACGCGAGCACGAUAAACCCCACAGUCGCGAGCUCCAUCGUAAGCCCCGUCAGCCGGAACCAGUCGAAGCGAAGGGACAUGAACGAUAUAGAGCUCGAGGCUGCUCGGGCAAGACCGUAUGCCGAGCUUGAUGCGGGGUGGAAGGGCCACGAGAUGAGCUGA
This is a messenger RNA of Clonostachys byssicola, 1227 nucleotides long. The record is from the annotation of a GenBank genome assembly. NCBI's taxonomy places the organism in Eukaryota, Fungi, Ascomycota, Sordariomycetes, Hypocreales, Bionectriaceae.